Asterias rubens (European starfish) is the source of this 1994-nucleotide messenger RNA. Its product is annotated as protein TEX261-like. The coding region runs from base 107 to 709 and encodes 200 amino acids. The record is from RefSeq and is a predicted model, not a curated record. Gene Ontology annotation, cellular component: Golgi membrane; COPII-coated ER to Golgi transport vesicle; endoplasmic reticulum membrane. Gene Ontology annotation, biological process: endoplasmic reticulum to Golgi vesicle-mediated transport. NCBI's taxonomy places the organism in Eukaryota, Metazoa, Echinodermata, Asteroidea, Forcipulatida, Asteriidae. Gene Ontology annotation, molecular function: COPII receptor activity. The transcript has 6 exons.
UUGACAUCGAGAGAGAAGUGACACGGCGGCGAGCUUUGCGUAAGAUUCUGCGAAAUUGUACCGAAACGUUCACCAGAGAGGCAGGGAAACGACUGGAUUCGUCAGGAUGUGGUUUUUAAUCAUACUCAGUUGGUUAGCCACGUUUGUGCAUGUCUGCCUGGCCACUUUGGCACUUGCUGCUGGUCUGUACUAUUUGGCAGAGUUAGUUGAAGAGUACACAGUUAUUACUAUGAGAGUCAUCAGAUGGCUUGUUGCUAUCACAGCAGGAAUCUACGUUGGUUUGAUCAUCUUUGAAGACUUCCCGUACUAUCUGACACUUACAGGAUUAGUUUCAAUUGGAUUCUACUCUUUACUGCUCAAAACUUUCCCGUUCAUAGAGCUGUCUUCACCAGUCUUUAUUCUUAGUUGCGUAUUAGUGAUUGUAAAUCAUUAUCUAGCGUUCCAGUAUUUUGCAGAUGUGUGGCAUCCAUUUUCAGAGGUGAUAGCAUAUUUCACGAUGUGCCUUUGGUUGGUACCAUUCGGUUUCUUUAUCUCACUGUCAGCAAAUGAUAACAUUCUCCCAACAACACACAUGCCUGCCACUGAAGGAAAGAAAUCAGAUGAUCUCGUCACAAGCUAUUUCAACAAGAAAAGUAAACGCAGUGGGAUUCUAUCGGUAUUUGACAUGCUUAAGGAUACAAUCAUCCCAGAGAGAACUAAGCGUUUCUAGUCCUCAGUCAGACCAACAUGGUAUCAGGUGCUUAGCAACUAGACCUAUCCUAAAGACCAUUGUCAUACUGCUACUAUCUUGGUCAUGUUCCCCCUAUUCGUUAACUGCAACGAAUGCUUAUAUUCAUUGAAAAGGAACUAUACUAUUUCUUCCCUCACCUCAAGCUCAGUUUGGUUACAUUGAGUGGAGUGAGAGAAAAUCAAGAUGGCCGCACCAUGAAAAAUGUUUAUAGCAUGUAUUGUAGUUCCCAGUAGACGCCAUCUUUAUGGGCAACUUGGGUUUUGGCUUUGUGCUGCAUCAAGCAUUGUAGUAUUUCUAGUCUACACAGCCAAAUGGUUCACAGGCAAACGUGCUGCAACGCAAUAUUUAUACCUAAAGCAUAAAUGUUCGUUUUAAAAUAGUGUUUCUUUGCCGGUGAAGAUGGCUGCCUUUACACUGUGUGACGUUAAAGGGGAACUAUGUACAUGUAUUGAACCAGUUUUGCCAUUUCUUUUUGCCAAUUAAAGCUAUUUCCUAAAGAAAGUCGCACCUUUUCUGGAAAAAUAACGAGGCAUUGUCAAAGCUUUAUAUGAUUUACUCUAGUAUGAAAAUCAAAGAUUACCGCCAGUUCUUUUAUUGUCUCCCAGCAUUCCUACUUGGUGAUAACCAAGUGAGAAAAAACCUCAGACCUUCCUCCACCUUCAGACAAGUCAUGAAUCUUAAUGAUUUUCUCAAACCUGUCUAAAUUUAAGAAGAGGCAGAGCUGUCGAAAGGGUUUAAGAUGCUUAGUUUGUCUUGAUAACUCAUAACCUUUGGUAUGGGCAAAAACUAUGAAAUGAAAAAACUUGGGGAUUUAAAAGUGUACAUUAUGAAAUAAAUAUAAUUGGAAAGAUUUUUGAAGCGGAAUGUAAUGAUUCAAAGUAUCUCUCGAAAUUGUGUGGUUUCCUUAUGCUUUUUGAACUAACAAAGUAAAAAAUUAUUCCACAAAAUGGCAGACUUUUUUAGCUUACAAAGUUAACAACAAAACCAGACAAUUUGAAUUGAUACUUGCGUGAAUUAUAUUGAAAUUUACUUUCAAAACGUGUAUUCCAACGGACCAUAUUCAUUUCAUAACAAAUGCUUUUAUAAGCCCAAAGCUACCAAUCCAAGGCAACGUGUCCCUUAAAUCUUUCAACUCAUUUCAUCAACGUUUCAUUGUAAAGUUUGAUUUAUUAUUUUAUGCAAAAGUGCUACACGUAUCUGAGCAUUGAACAUUUUGAACUUUAAUGGUUCAUUGCUGUCAGGUACGGACUGUAAAAAUUAAAAU